This is a messenger RNA of Uloborus diversus, 6851 nucleotides long. RefSeq names its product PR domain zinc finger protein 10-like. Bases 152 to 4972 code for a protein of 1606 amino acids. Lineage: Eukaryota; Metazoa; Arthropoda; Arachnida; Araneae; Uloboridae. Gene Ontology annotation, cellular component: nucleus. The record is from RefSeq and is a predicted model, not a curated record. Gene Ontology annotation, biological process: regulation of transcription by RNA polymerase II. The transcript is spliced from 25 exons. Gene Ontology annotation, molecular function: RNA polymerase II cis-regulatory region sequence-specific DNA binding; protein binding; DNA-binding transcription activator activity, RNA polymerase II-specific.
GCACUUGGACGGGAAUUAGUGGGUGAAGGUGUUUAAUGUUAGGUGGGAUCGAUGAUUUUCUCUUCUAUUUCUCAUGCGAUUUUGGAUUUUUUUGCUUUUGGAGAUCAAAUUUAAACAAAGCAUAUGGUGUCACAGUUUGAUUUUGACUUAGAUGGCAGCCAACUCACCUGAGCCAUCCUCAUCAUCUGAGUCGACUCAUCAACAUGUUUCGGAAGAAACUCUUCAGAGGGAAGUUCGAUCCUUUUGUGACGUGAAUUAUGUAAAUGAAGACAGUGGCAUUGGAUUUCAAGGAGGGAAUUUUGUGAAUCACUUUAAAGCUGAUGCUGCAUUGCCUACUGUUGUAAGCUAUGGGCAUUUUACUAUAGAUCCUUGCAGUAGUUCUGUUACUUACGCUCAGGGAUCAUUACCAUCAUAUUCUUCUGUUAGUCAUGUUUCUACUAGCAAUCAGGAUGACUUUAAUGAAGCAACGGAUCUUGAAGGGUCUCAUGAUCAGGAAGCCUUUCUCUCGUCAGAAGAAACAAAAAGAAAUUUGCAGUCUGUUCCAAAUGCUCAGUUGCUUCACUCUCAUCAAGCGGAUGCACUGGUCUCAGAAGUUACAUCUCCUUCUGGAUCAGGGAAUGUUUUAUUGCAUGAAGAUUCCGUGGAUUCUCAUCACUCUCAGGUUCAAGAAACUGAGGACCCAUUGGAGCGUGUUGCACUGGCUGUCGAUCCUUUAAAUUUGCAGCAUGUUUCUAUUGUACAUCAUGGGCUUUCAAACCUGGGCUCUCUUCCGUUAAUCUUUGAUAGAAACGGAAUAGCUGCGUUAAUAUCUACUUCACGUUCGGAUACUCCCUUCACUCUAGAUGUAUCAAAUCUUCCACGUACCUUAUUAUCUAGUCAAACCCUUCCCCAAAGAACUGUUGCACCAGACCAAUCACAAUUUCUUAACAGUGAUGCAUCCAUCAGUAGUAUGUCCCACAUACUCUCUCCUUUGCUAACUCAGAAGGACAUUUUAACAUCCAUGAUGGCAAGUUCUUCUAGUACUUCAUCCUCCGCUAACUCAUCAAUUGGUAGCACUUUUCCUAUAAAUCAUAAGCAAAUGUUAGCACAGAAGUAUGCAGCUGAGAUGCUUGGGCCUACCACGUCAGCUAGCUUAAUAAAUGAUUUCAGAGAUCAACAGCUCAUUGAGAGCAUGAGUGACAGAACGUCUUCGCCAUAUGUUGUGGCUUCAAAUGCCAAUUCCCUUUUAGAUUCCAGUGCUAUAGCAGUAUAUGAUGACCAUUCAUCUUCACUCGCAUCAACCUCUGUCAGUCAGUGUUUGCCUUUAGAUGUUUAUGCAAUCGAUAGAGGUGUGGCACUCGUCACAAGUUCCAGGGAUAGCCCGGAAAAUGUCAUUAAUGGCAAUGUUGAGUUUGAUAAUGUGACAAAUCAUGGAUCUUCACAUCAUUCAGUUCAGAACUUUGUAUCAUCUAGCGUUGACUUAGUUCAUUCUCAUCAACUAGAUCAUGGAAUGCAUUGUGCAGUAGAUUCAACUGUAGGUCCUAAGUUGCAGGGUGAUGAAAACAUAGUUGAUAGCUCUGAUGGUUAUAAUCAUCAUUUAGAAAAUUCUGAAAAUGUUUUACAUACUACUACUGGAGGAGAUUAUUGUCACAUAUCAGAUAUGAAUUCUUGUGAAGAUACUGCUACAAAUGAAGCUGUAACUUCAGUUUUAAGUAAUAGCAAUGCUCUGGAAGCUAAUGAAGCUCUUAGCACGACUAACCAUGGAUUUGCUUCUCAUAAUCACUUUGCUGAUGAUGUACAUAAUUCAGUAGAAGAUCUGCAAAGUUGUGCAACUGUUAGUAGUGCUACUCACCCUGACUCUACAAGAAGCCCAGUAGGAAUUUCUGGAAAUUCACCUGAUUAUUCACUUCCCUCUACUUCACUUUCUAGCUCCCCUGACAUUGUACAUUCAGAAUAUUCCAGACCUAGGCGAGAUCUAAGAAGUAAUAGACAUUGGUGUGAGGACUGUGGUAUGUUUUAUGAUAAAGAAUGUUCACAACAUAGGAUUCAGCUUAUUUUUGAUAAACCAGUUCUUAGUCGUGCUUGGGCGAGCUUGCCAGCUACUUAUCUGUAUGUUAAUAAGAUUGGAAUAGAUGAAGAAGGUGAUCCUGUUUAUGGUGUAUUUGCCAAGAAAAGCAUUCCCAAGAGGACUCAAUUUGGUCCGGUUGAGGGUAUUUUAGUUAAGCGUGAAGAUCCACCCAGUGAUAACUUCAUAUUACUGGUUGAGCAUGAUAAUGCAGUUGCUUUGUAUUUGGAUACGUCGGAUGAAUCUAUGAGUAAUUGGAUGCGUUUUGUGAGGCCUGCCGAUACACACAAGGAACAAAAUCUUGUUCUAGUCCAACAAGGUCAAUCACUGUUCUUCAAUACUACACGUUCUAUCAACCCCAAAACAGAACUUAGAGUUUGGUAUUCUCCUGCUUAUGCUCAGAAGUGGGGUCUUCCUGUUUUAGAGCCCAACGAAGAGGAAAAGAAAGCUCUUCAAGAACAAGAAAAUGCGUGGCCCUGUUUUGAAUGCAAUCAACGGUUUGCUACUUCUGAAGAUUUGCAAAAGCAUUUAAAUCAGCAUGAUGAAGAAAAUGAAGUUACAGGGAGUUCCAGGACUAGACAGAAGAGUAAAAAUCGAUCAAAACUCACAAAGAAAGUCCAUAACUCUCACUUGCGGAAUCUUUGUGAGAGUAACACCACUGAAGGAAUCAUUAGAAAAACUAGAGGCAGACCACCUAAAAAAUAUAAAGUUUCUUUUGGAACAUUGGAGGAGACACCAAUGGUCUCCAUAUCUAAACGACCCAGAGGUCGUCCACCUAAAAAGAUUAAGAUUCCCUGUAAACAAGAAGAUUAUAAAUGUGAUAUUUGUUACAAAAGUUUCCCACGUAAUUAUAGUUUACAGAGGCAUUUGAUUAUGCAUACUGGCGAGAAAAAGUAUAAAUGUCCAAUUUGUGAUAUAAAAUUUAGUCAUGUUUACAAUAGAAACAGGCAUGUUCGUCGUCAUAAGCGUGAUGAUGAUGAUUUGCAAUCCAUUAAACCUAUGAAAUCGCUGUUUAAGAAAAAGCAAGGAACCGAGUGGGUAUGCACUCACUGUGGCCUUACUUUUGAUAAUUCUAGUGUUCUGAACUUACACACUCUGACCCAUGCUGCAGAAGAUGUGGCUUUUAACGAGGGACAUCCAUUCUUGGAUUCCAGUCUUGUUACUGAUGAUGGAUUUGAUGGCAGUGAUGAAAGUAAAUUAGGGGGAGAAGAAAUGCCUAAAUGCCCUGAAUGCACUCAGGAGUUUUCAUCUAGAAGAGAUUUAAUUGAACAUGCAAGUGUUCAUGGAAAAAUAGGAAAACAAAGAUGUUACAGAGGGAUCAUAAAUCCCUUAAAACCUUUUAAAUGCAAUUUAUGCUACAAAUCAUUUGCAUCUGAUGAGAGAUUAAUUAGGCAUUAUCUUGUUCAUGGAAGUGAAGAUUCAAAACCUUUGCAAUGUGAUAUUUGUUACAAACGCUUUUUAAAUAAUUCUGCAUUGGCAUGUCAUAUCAAGGUUCAUAGUGAAGAAAGAAAAUUUUAUGAAUGUCCAAUAUGUAAAAUGGAAUUUGAUCAAAUUGUAGCCUUAAAAGAGCAUGUUCACAUUCAUUGUGAAAAUGGAGUUUAUAACUGCCCAAAUUGUCAUAAGGUGUUUGAAGAAUAUAACCAAGUAAGAAAACACAUCAGAGCAUUUCACUCGGAACGCAGGUAUCCGUGUGAUAAGUGUGAUAAAAUAUUUCCUCGCCCUGAUAAAUUAAAAUUGCAUAUGCUGAGACAUUCAGACCAUAGAGAAUUCUUAUGUGCUAAUUGUGGAAAGCAGUUCAAAAGAAAAGAUAAAUUAAAAGAACAUAUGAAGCGUAUGCAUGCACCAGAUAGAGAAGCCAAGGUGAAUGCAAAAAAUUCAAAAUCUCCAGGAUCCAAAAAAUUUGUACCAAAGGUAUCGCCAACAGAUUAUCAUCGGUUCAUUUACAAGUGCCACACAUGCCUGUUGGGCUUCAAAAGAAGGGGCAUGUUGGUAAACCACCUUGCUAAAAGGCAUCCUGACAUCAGACCCGAAUCCGUGCCAGAGCUAAAUCUUCCCAUUUUAAAAACUACUAGAGAUUAUUAUUGCCAAUAUUGUGAAAAAGUGUAUAAAUCUAGCUCAAAAAGGAAGGCUCAUAUCUUGAAAAAUCAUCCUGGUGCUGAGCUGCCAAUGAGUAAUCGUAGAAAGGUACGUGGCGAAAAGGGAGGCGUUCCCGAAAUUCCAGGAAUGCCAAACCCCACAUUUUCUCAAACUGUUGGCAGCAUUACUACUCAUCCACAUCAUUGUAACUGGUGCCACAAGCAGUAUGCUAGCAAAGCUAAGUUACUACAGCAUCAACGAAAAAAGCAUUUAGAUAUGCUGCAGUUGAGCUAUGUUGCCAACAAUACUAAGGUGGAACCAGUUUGUGAUCAGGGUACUCAAGUUAAUGGGCAGAUUGUUAUUGAGAGCAUUUCAUCCAACCUUUCUCAUGAAGCUACAGCUGUACUGAUUGAUACCGGUAAAAGAAAAAUUCAUUAUGUUGAUAAAGACUCUUUAGUGGUUUCUUCCCAUCCUGAUGGUUUGCCAACAGCUGAUCUCUUAACACAGGCAAUGUCUGAAUUAACUCAAAAUUUGGCAGAGUAUCGUUCAACUGGUGAAUUUUUAGCCACUCGUUUGUCUCAUUCUACUCCAGCAACUUUAGUCAAUCCAUCACCUUCUACAACUCCUAUACCAACUCCUGAAUCUCCUAGUACAGCUCCUUCUUCCUCCCCUCCAUCAGUACUAGAUGCUACAAUCCCUACUCAUCUGGAUCAAAUACAACUCAAUCAACUUCUUGCUCAGUAUCAACAACAACAAUUAAGUCCACAACAGCUAGCUGUUGUGGUGACUUCUGUCUCUCGAUCGUGGCCAGCAGCUGUGACGACGAGUCUGAGCAACUAUCCAGCUCGAUGAACACCUCUGGGCUGACGCUAUUGGAAAAUCUGAAAAAAAAAAAAAAAAAUUAGUGCCAUUUGUAUGGCUGCAGCCUUGAUGGGCUUGCACCAUUGCACAUUGUAGUGAGAGCACACUGCUGUUGAGGAGGAGCCAUUGUUGAAGUCAUUUUGGGAGUAGUAGAAAAUAGGGGACAGGGGCAUGAUGCCUGUCUUGUUUGAAUGCCCAUCUAGCAUUACCUUGCUGGGCUGUGUCAGUUGUGGGUUCAUGUUGAGAUUUUAUGAAAGGAACCAAUGUCUCCAUUCGGUUCCAUACAACUUAAUUAUUAUAGGCUGUGUGUUUGUCCAACCUAACCAAAGAUUUUAAUGUUCCAUCCCCCUUUUUGAACCUUUUAAACGUUGUGAUAGCUAGUUGACAUUUGCAAGCUAGGGUGGUUGCUAUAUUGCUUUUCAAAGAACCACUUCGUGCCAUUUUUUUCCUCACUUCGGUGGAAACUGCUUGCCUUUCGUAAUACUUAGUUUUGGAAUGUGAUGUGCUUUCUUGAUGUUGACUGUGUGUUGAAUUUGCUUAUUUGGUUUGCUGGAUAAAGCUUUUGUUGAGUAGAUGGUAUUUGAAUGUUGUAUACUGUCAGACUUUUCUGGCUAGUCACUUGUUACUUAGGUUCACUGUACAUCACUCGCUGUGAAAGCACAAUUUCAUUUUCUGUUGUAAAAAGCAUAUUCAUUGUUGAUAGCAUUUUACCUGUAUAUUUGUAUAUGAACAAUCAGAAUUAAAAAAUAUAUAUAUAUUAUGUAAUUUACUUAAAAAUGGAUUUAAAUUUUCUGUUGAAUAUGUGUGUAAUUUAACAACUUUUAAGUGUGACAUACUGAUCUUCGAUUCCUUACAUUGUUUUGGUUUGUUUCAUCAUGAAGUUUGAAAACUUUACUUAAACUUAUGUUUCACUUCGUAAAAAUACUGGAAAUUAAUGUAAAAAUGAAUUGUACAGAUAUUGAAGAUAAAAUCAACUUCAAAUUGUAAAAAUGUAUUUAAGAGCUAUUUUCGAAUUUAUGAUUACCUAUCUAUUGAGCUUCAUAAGAAAGCAAAAUUUUAAGAACACUUGAUGUGUGUAUUGUUUACUGACAUUAAUUCAUUGUCAUAUUUCAAAUGUUACAUGUUUUAAAAUGUGUACUUCCCAAAUAUUUUAGACUUAAAAAGUGAUUAGAAUGCUUACUACUAAUUUUUUGAAAUCAAGUAUGUUGCAUUUAUUUAGAGAAAAAAAUAGAUUUGAGAGAGUUGUAUAAAGUAUUAUAUAUAAAUUCUAUUUUUAUCGCGGCUGGGACUUUUCAAGUUCAUAUAGCAAAUCUACGUUCAUGUAUUUAAGCAUUUUAUUUAUUGAUUGUACUGCACUUUACAGAAUAACCAUUAGGCUAUACUAUCUCUAAUCUAUUUUCCUGUUUAAAAUUUAAAUGAAAUAACUGUUGCACUUUUUUCUGACAUCUUUCACAAUUUUUAAAUACUUAACUUCUUCAAAAGGCAAAGUUCAUAUCACUGUCAUGGAAUGUUUCAGCCUCUAAAGCCCAAACAAUUGUUUUUAUCUUAAUUGCACACUGCCAAUUACACCAAAAAUUUAUUUAAGCUUCUUUACAUAUUAAAUAUGUGAUUGUAUAUAUGUCGUUAUAUAAUAUAGAAUAGUUAUACAUUUAGUAUGGCAGCUUAUAUGUUAAUAUUUAUUUUCAUUUGUCCAGAUUUCAUUCUGAUAUAAAGGUUAUUUUGUGCCAUUUUUCCUAUGUAAAUAUUUUUAAUUUUUUCCACCCAUUUUAAUGUAAUCAUUAAUUUGAAACAUAAAUUUUAAUUCCAACUUGUUAUGUUUUACUUUUAAGUGUAAUAAAAUAUUUCAAAACUGUAUACUUUUUUUUUUUGA